AUGCGAGGAAAAGUCGCACCAAUUCUCGUCGCCAGUACGGUUGGUAUACUAUCUGGCUAUUACAUUUUCAGUGUACCACUCCAGCAAGCAGUCAGGGACGUAAAAAACGAGAAGAAAACAGAAGAAACUGUUGCGCCAACUAAGGAGAAGCCAACAUAG
Wallemia mellicola CBS 633.66 is the source of this 159-nucleotide messenger RNA. RefSeq lists its product as hypothetical. The record is from RefSeq and is a predicted model, not a curated record. Bases 1 to 159 code for a protein of 52 amino acids. The transcript has 2 exons. Lineage: Eukaryota; Fungi; Basidiomycota; Wallemiomycetes; Wallemiales; Wallemiaceae.